AUGAUUUUUAUCUAUAAAAUUUUUUAUUAUAAAAUUGAAUUUUGUUUCAAUUUAAGUGAUUAUAAAGAUAGAGUCCAGUAUGGAAGAAAUUGCACCUGAACUUUUAAAUUGAGAAUGCAAAGGAGGAACUUCUUGAGUAAACGGUUUUAUAGAUCUCCAAGUGCUAUAACUCCAGUAAGCAUAUCAAUCAAAAACUCCAGUAGAAUCUUGACUUAUGUAAAUCCAAAGAUAAUCCAUAGUCAAAUCUACAUGAGAUGAAUAAAUUAA
Molecule: messenger RNA, 267 nt
Organism: Blepharisma stoltei
Lineage: Eukaryota; Ciliophora; Heterotrichea; Heterotrichida; Blepharismidae
Source: the annotation of a GenBank genome assembly